AUGCGAAUGCUCAUCCUCAUCAUCUACGCCGCCAUCUCGAUCUACGCUGACGGAGUAAGUGAUGCCAGUCCUCCCCAGCCCGGUCCGGUUGAGCCUAAGCUUGAUUGCCCUCCGCCACCUAUUGUAUUUGAGGACCCACCUCGCUGCUUGCAGCACACCGGCCUGAGCUGUUUGUAUGCCCGCCAGAGUUCGACUCAGCUCCGUAUGGGCUCAAUUGUGAAGUCAUUUGAUGACAAUGAAUUGGUCGUGGUCUUCCAGAUAGACUCGUCCAUUCCGAGAAGGUUGAGUCUUGAUAUUCCCGAGGCAAGCGGGACGUUCUUAUUCCGUGCUAGUCUCCCCAGUGAGAGGAAGCUCACCAUAAAGUUCCACAUCCCCUACUUCAGAGCACACGGCGGGUAUAUACCUCCGUUCAGAAGACAUAUCAAGGAGCUUACCUUCCGUACGAGAUUAGCUACUAAGGCGCAUGUUCCGAAUUGGGGGUCGGUGAGAGCCUACUCGAGAAGUACUGGUAAAGCUCGUGCCUACAUUCGAGGACCGAACCACCCUGGCUGGGUGAAAAUAGUCCAGCGUGCAAAAGGACGCAGGAGAGGCCUUUUCUUGGAAGUAAUAUUCUAUUUGCGCAUGUACACCCGAGACGGGCUGAACUGGGGACGCUUUUAUGCGUAUGCUGAUUUCAAACUCCGAGGUGAGAGGAAUGGUACAGGUUUCAAUCACGAGGGGCGAGUGUUCCUCUUCAACAGAACAUCAACGAUAGUUCACUCAUCGUUGAGCGCUCCCCUUCCUAAAGAUGAGCACUUAUCCUAUGGAGUGGCACACGAGGAGUAG
Perkinsus marinus ATCC 50983 is the source of this 825-nucleotide messenger RNA. RefSeq lists its product as hypothetical. NCBI's taxonomy places the organism in Eukaryota, Perkinsozoa, Perkinsida, Perkinsidae. Bases 1 to 825 code for a protein of 274 amino acids. The transcript has a single exon. The record is from RefSeq and is a predicted model, not a curated record.